UGGAUUGAAAUUUACUUGAAAAUAAACAGGAAACGAAAUACGAAUAAAAAGAAGAAAGCAUAAGAAGGUUCAUUCCAAAAACUUGUUAUGAUGAAUUACUCUUCUAACUUUAUAAGUAAACUAUGUUACUAACUGAACAAGCUGUUUUACACUCAACUCCGGAGGACUUUAGUAAUAAUACUGAGAACAUAAUUGGUGAAAGGACAAAUUCUAUAACAGAGGCAAGUAGUGUUCGUAACGUGCCAGGGGAGGAAAUUAUUAGUAAAACGACUUCAAGUCAAGAAAAAGGCAAAGAUUUUCAAAAAAAUCUAAAGCGCACUUCUCGGGCUAAAGAAUAUAUUAGCAAAGAUGAUAUAAAGGAUUCUUGUUCAAUAUGCUUACAAAACUUUACCAGUUCUGGAAAUCAUCGUCCCUUUGUUUCCCCUUGCGGGCACGUCUUUGGAGAGAACUGUCUUAAGAUGUGGGUAGUAGAAAGAAAACAGAGAACAUGCCCGCUGUGCAAGUGUAAAGUAAAUAUUAAGCGCUGCAUCACCAUUAGAGGCAUCUCCAAGGGGCUGCUUCUCUGCGAUAAAAGUGAGCUGGAGGAUCUAAAGAGAAAAUACAAAGAUUUAAAACUACAGAAGUUCGAGUCCGACUGCAAAGCUUUUGAUCUACAGCAGAGGCUCGAGGGUCUAAGAACGCAGUCUGAGUUGCUUCAACGCGAAGUUGAGCGUCUUCAGAGGUCGGCUAUUAAUUCUCUGAGCGUGAAGUGCGUCGGAUCCGUAACUGUUUCUUUGAACAGGAUGGCUCGCGUCAUGACUCUCGCGCCGCACCGGCAGGACACCGUGGCCGUCUCUUCUGAGGUGUUUGGUGAUAGAGAAAGAUGGGGUGUGUCGCUUCUGGAUCUGAGCGUAGGAGGAACCACCCGGACGACACUUUCUGUGGUGCACGAGGGCGUCAUAAGAGAUCUGAAAUUCCAGCCCUCCUCGGCCCAUCUUCUGACCGUUUCUCUGGACAAGACGGCUAAGAUAUUUGAUGUUCGAGCCUCAUCACAGCCCCUUCGGAUCUGCUUUGGUCAGAAAGCGUGGUCCUGCGCCUGGAGCGCCUAUAAUCCUAACGUUUUCUACGCUGGGCUUGCCGGAGGGCUGGUGGAGAGCUACGACAUGCGGAACCUGGCGGAUCCCCUACUCAAAGAGCAAACAAAUAGAUCGAGUGUUGUCGCUCUCUACUCGUUUGCAAAUAGAAGUCUUGUCGCUGCUGGCAUCCACGGCGUGCAGUACUACCGGCAGGAGUCGGGUUUGCUGAAAGCACAGUUGCUUAACCCUGCUAACAACGAAACUCUGAAAGGUUGCACGUGUGCCUCCGUUGGUGGAGACGAGUCCAUCAUCAUCGUCACUUACAGAGGGGGCGCUAGUAGGCCCUCCCCUUACGUCUACCAUGUGGGAUUCUCUAUCGCCAGGCUUCAGCUUGCGCAUCCCGUUUAUCAACUCACGGCGUACGACACUAAGCGGACUGUUCUAUCGAGGUCGACCUUAUUCAUAAAGGACUGUGCGCCCUACUUUUGUACGGGAAACGAAUCUGCCGAAUCGGUGGACAUUUGGGACUUGGGCCGUAGAAGAGUAGUAAGCAGUCUUAAGAUAUCGGAAAAUUCAGCGCCUUUUCUAGAUCUUAAAGCUUGGGAGAGUCCCACUUAUCACAUACUGGCUUCGCUUACGGCGUCGACUCUUUACAUAAGCAAGAUUGAGAGACCUGAGCCAAAAUCGCCGAACUACUAA
Molecule: messenger RNA, 1754 nt
Organism: Zophobas morio
Lineage: Eukaryota; Metazoa; Arthropoda; Insecta; Coleoptera; Tenebrionidae
Product: E3 ubiquitin-protein ligase RFWD3-like
Exons: 17
Coding region: 123-1754 (543 amino acids)
Biological process (GO): protein ubiquitination; interstrand cross-link repair
Cellular component (GO): nucleus
Molecular function (GO): ubiquitin-protein transferase activity; protein binding; zinc ion binding
Source: RefSeq, a predicted model, not a curated record